CGUGGCGGCGGCACAACAACGGCAGCAGCAGCCACCAGCAGCAGCAGCAGCAGCAGCAGCAGCAAAAGUGGAGCAGCUUCCGCAGCAGAUCUAAUGCUUCUGCUCAUGAAGAAAACUCCUUCAGCUCUUUUAGCCAAACUUCAUUUGGGCCUUUGGGCCUCAGCAGAAAGUCUGCGCCAGUGCCCUACAAGUUGCUGCUGCAGCAGCAGCAGCAGCAGCAGCAGCAGCUGUUCCUGCAGCAAGCCAGGUGGCAGCAGCAGGAACGAGAAGACUCUUUUGCUGCUGCUGAAAAUAGCCUUCAGGGACUCACGAUGCAGCAGCUCGCGAGAAGGAGACAAACUGACAACGUGAAGCAGCAGCAGCUGCAGCAGCAGCAGCAGCAAAGGCAGCUGCAGCAGCAGCAGGACCUGCAGCAAAAGGUCAAGAAACAAAAGAAGAAAACUCAAGACUCGCAGGGCGACCCGCUGCAGCAGCAGGACCAACAGCCGGAGCAGCAGCAGCAGCAAAAGUCGAAGCACCGCAAGCAGCAGCAGCAGGACCAGCAGCAGGAAGAGCAGCAGCAAGAACACGAGCAGCAAAAGGAGCAGCGGCAAAAACAGAAGCAACACAAAAGCCAGCAGCAAGAGCUGCAGCAGGAGCAGCAGCAGCAGCAAAACCCAGAAGACCCGGAGGAGCAGCGCCGGCAGCGGCGCCACACAAAGAAGCUGCAGCAGCAGCACCAGCAGCAACAGCACCAGCAGCAGCAAGAGGCGCAGCAGCAACAGCAGGAGCAGCAACAACAGCGACAAGAUACGGGACAGACAACACAGCAGCAGCAGGAGGAGCAGCAGCAGGAGCAGCAGCAGGGACAACAACAAGAAGGUGAGCAAAUCAGCAGCACCGAAGAAGCAGCAGCAGCUGCUGCUGCUCCCAACAGCUCCGUGGCCGAGCCCAAAGAAGCAGCAGCGGCAGCAACUGCAGCAGCAACUGCAGCAGCAGCAGCAACAGAAAGCGCAGCAGCCACGGCAACAGCCGCAACAAGAACACCAGCAGCAGCAGAAGCACCGCCAGCACCAGAGGAGGCAGCGGCACCGGCAGCCGCUGCAGCAACAGCAGCAGCAGCAGCAGCGGCAGCAGCAGCAGAAGGAGCAACAGCACCAGCAGCAGAAGGAGCACCAGCAACAGGAGCGCCACCAGCACCAGCAGCAGAAGCGUCAGCAGCAGCAGCAACAGCGCCGGCAGCAGCAGCUGGAGAGGCGCCAGCAGCAGCAGCAACAGCAGCAGCAGCAGCAACAGCAGCAAAAGAUCUGCCGCCACAAGAUUCUGUUAUUCAAGCUUUAGCAGAAGCACAAGCAGAGCUGCAGUCGCUGCAGACAGAUAAGGCGCAUGCAGCUGCGUCCCCAGCAGCAGCAGCAGCAGCAACAGCAGCAGGAACAGAAAGAACAGCUGCAACAGCAGAAACAGCCGCACCGGCAACAGCGGCUGCAACAUCAGCAGCAGAAAAGACGGAAGCAGCAGCUGCUGCUGCUGCUUUAGAUGAAGCAGCAAAUGCCCAAACAAGAUGA
This is a messenger RNA of Eimeria tenella, 1544 nucleotides long. RefSeq lists its product as uncharacterized. The annotation marks the transcript as partial. The record is from RefSeq and is a predicted model, not a curated record. Lineage: Eukaryota; Apicomplexa; Conoidasida; Eucoccidiorida; Eimeriidae. The transcript has 2 exons.